Molecule: messenger RNA, 1666 nt
Organism: Dermatophagoides pteronyssinus (European house dust mite)
Lineage: Eukaryota; Metazoa; Arthropoda; Arachnida; Sarcoptiformes; Pyroglyphidae
Source: RefSeq, a predicted model, not a curated record
UUUUUGUUUUUCUUUCUUUUGGUUUGCUGUCAGUGUGUAUCAUUAUUUAUUUUUUUUUCAUAUUAAACAAAAGUUAUUCGAUUAAUAUAUGAAUAGUAAACGAAUAUUUUUACAUUUAUUAUUGAUAAUCAUCAAUAAUGUUAAAACAAUCAUUUUACAUGAUUAUGAUACGGUACGAUUUGCAUAUAAACCGGUUUAUGGUCUACCAAAAUCAUUACAAUGUAGUGAAUCAGUUUACCAUAAAUUCAAUGAAUGUGAAAUAUCAUCACAUCGAGAAUGGAAAAUUUGGAUCAAUGAAUAUUUCUAUGAAACGAAAGAAUUUUGCUGCUUCGUUUGGCAAGCGAUGGCUUGUGAAAUAGAAAUAGCUGCAAAAUGUAACCGGAAUUAUUCGCAACAGAUCGAAACAAGCACAAGAAAAUCGUUUACUUCCAUGUGCGAUAAAAUCGGUUCAUCACAACGAAGUUGGAGCUGUUGGUGGACAGAAGACAUGAAAAGCACUAUCGGUUUGGUUGUCACAGCUAUUACCAUUUUUCUGAUUGUUGUCGGUGUAUACAUUGGAUGUCGACAAUAUCGUGCCAAUGCCAAACUAAAAGAGCAAGCAAAAAUUGGCAAAAAGCUUAAUAUUCCAAUGAAAAAAUUAACAGCUGAAGAUACUGGUCUAUCAACAAUUCAUUCAUCAGAAAUAUCAACAACAAAAGUCAAUUCUACUGAUAAACCAGUUCAAUCAUCAAAAAUCAGAUCAUUAUUUGGGGGCAAGCUUGAAGCACGAGGAAAACCUCACAAGAAUAUUCCAUUGAAAACUACAAAAGGAAAAUUAACAGCUGCUGAUAUCGGUCCACCAACAAAUGUCCGAACAUUUCGAUCCGAUCAAAUACCAAAAGAAUUUACACAAAUGCCACCUACAACAACAACAACAACAACACAAAAUAUCAAUAAUAUUAAUAAUAAUAAACCAAUACAAAAUGUUUCGGAUAAUGUUUCAUCAUUUAAACCACCAGCAAAUGAUUCAAGUUCAAUUACAAAUCAAGAAUUACCAUUAUCAAGAUCAUCAUCAACAAAAUCAGCAGCAACAGCAGCAUCAGGAGUAUCAAUAAAAUCAGCAACAGCAGCAGGAUCAACGAAAUCAACAGCAUCAGGAGUAUCAAUAAAAUCAGCAGCAACAGGGGUAUCAACAAAAUCAGCAGCAACAGCAGCAUCAUCAAAUUCAUCAGCAUCAGGAGUAUCAAUAAAAACAGCAACAACAGGAGUAUCAUCAAAUUCAUCAGCAUCAGGAGUAUCAAUAAAAACAGCAACAACAGGAGUAUCAUCAAAAUCAACAGCAUCAUCAGUAGCAACAAUUCAAACAACCGCAUCACAACAACAACAAACACCACCAAUACCGGAUACAACACCGUCACCAUCAUUAAUUCAAUCAUCAACAACAACACCACCACACCAGCAACAACUAUUAGUGUACGAUCCUAAUCUAGAUCCAACAAACACUAUAAGAAAUCUAACAAAUGUUGUAAAUCCAUCGAAUUUGAAUGUAAUAUCACGAAAUAGAUCAUUUCUUUCUAAUUAUUUCAAUUUAUCACGUGUGUUACCGGGGUUUUGGCAAAACGCAACAUUCAACCACAACAAAUAGAUGGCGAACGUGUUAAAUAAAUAUAAAUAAACAAAAAAAUAA